Planococcus citri (citrus mealybug) is the source of this 3241-nucleotide messenger RNA. Its product is annotated as SCY1-like protein 2. Gene Ontology annotation, biological process: protein phosphorylation. The record is from RefSeq and is a predicted model, not a curated record. The transcript is spliced from 13 exons. Bases 274 to 2760 code for a protein of 828 amino acids. Gene Ontology annotation, molecular function: ATP binding; protein kinase activity. Lineage: Eukaryota; Metazoa; Arthropoda; Insecta; Hemiptera; Pseudococcidae.
GUUGCAAUCCAACGUGCAACUUUCGGAUUAGCUGAUAUGCAAAAUGAUAUGAUAAGACUGAGAUGCUCAACACAAAUUAUUUUUUCAGCCGUUUUAUUACUAAUUUCACGAUUCUUACGCUUAGAUAUUUGAGUGAUUGAAUCAAUAAAACAGAUCCGCGUUGCUAAAUUGUCAGCAUCCUUGUUUUAAUCCAUUUUCAAUGUAUUUAUGCAGCACUGCAGAAAUUGAUGUUUAAAUUCGACUCGUCGUGAAUAUGCAUAUUACAGCCUGAAAAUGGACGUACUCAAUAAGUUAUACAGUACAGUCAGUAGCACCGUAUCACAGCUGUCAACAGUUUUACCAGGGAAUCCGGUUACCAGAGAGUACGAAGCCACUAAUCAUAUCGCGAGCGCUGGUCCAGGACUACUGUGGAAGAUAUUCAGCGGAUUCAAGAAAUCCACCAACCAAGAGGCUUCAAUAUUCUUAUUAGAAAAGAAACAGUUGGAUAGAUUGUCAAAGAAUGAUCGCGAAGCUGUGCUAGAAACUUUGAGAAAAAGUAUCUCUCAAUUAGCUCGUUUAAGACAUCCUCAAAUUCUAGUAGUGCAACAUACCCUAGAAGAAUCACGAGAUAGUUUAGCUUUUGCUACUGAACCAGUUUUUGCUAGUUUGGCAAAUAUUUUGGGUAAAGUAGACAACGUACCAGUUCCAGUUCCUGCCUCGGUGGAAAACUACAAAUUAUUCGAAGUUGAAAUAAAAUAUGGCUUGCAACAGAUUGCCGAAGGCUUUUCAUUUCUACACAAUGACGUGAAAUUAUUACACCGUAAUCUAUGUCCGCACAAUAUAGUUAUCAAUAAAGAAGGUGCCUGGAAAAUAUUCGGAUUUGAUUACAGCGUUCACUGCAUUAGUGGAGCAGAAGCUAUCGUAAGAUGGCCGACUAUCGAAUAUGCCAUGGAUGUACACGCAUUGGCUCAGCCAAGUUUAGAUUACUUGGCUCCAGAAUCCGGAUUAUCUGGCAAAUUAUUAGCGUCCAGCGACGUGUUUUCAUUCGGAAUGUUGAUUUACGCAUUGUACAAUAAAGGCCAACCAUUUCAUUUCUCCAAUAAUAAUUGGACAACGUAUAACCAGAAUGUGUCGAAAUUUAAACGAAUUUCUAAUUCUGAUCUGUUAUCGAUUCCUCAAGAAAUUAGAGAAAUUGUUAAACUCAUGUUGAACUAUAUGCCUGAGCUGAGGCCAGAAGUUCAUGAUUUUUUAAAGUCUGAAUUUUUCGAUGAUGUUGGUGUCAAAGCAUUAAGUUAUUUGGAUUCCAUGUUUCAAUGGGAUAAUCUACAAAAAUCACAAUUUUAUAAAGGAUUGCCUCAAAUUUUAGAAAAACUUCCCCACCGUGUAUCAGUAUUUAGGAUAAUUCCAUGUUUGGCGAAAGAAUUCGUCAAUCCAACCAUGGUCCCUUUUGUUUUACCAAGUGUAUUCGCCAUCUCCGAGGGUUGUACUAAGGAAGAAUUUACUCAGUAUAUUUUACCUUUUUUAAAACCAGUCCUAAGAAUGCAAGAACCUGUGCAAAUUUUACUUAUUUGUAUGCAAAAAAUGGAACUGAUGCUGAAACUCACUCCGGCCGAUGAAAUAAAAGCAGAAAUUUUACCCAUGUUAUUUCGAGCGCUCGAGUGUAAUUCGCAACAGUUGCAAGAACUAUGUUUAUCUGUUAUACCCACUUUUGCUACCUUAAUCGAUUACCCGGCGAUGAAAAAUGCUCUGAUGCCUCGUAUUAAAAAACUCUGCUGUGUAACCAACUGUACUUCUGUUCGAGUGAAUUGUUUGGUUUGUAUCGGUAAAUUAAUGGAGCAUUUAGAUAAAUGGCUGAUUUUGGAUGAUAUUAUACCUUUCUUACCUCAAAUUAAAUCCAAAGAGCCGGCAGUUCUGAUGAGUAUUAUAGGUAUUUAUAAGAUGGUUUUAAAUCAUAAAAAAAUCACCAUUCCUAAAGAAGUAAUGGCUGGCCAAAUACUUCCAUUUUUGAUGCCUCUUAGCAUCGAGAAUUCUCUUACAUUGAAUCAGUUCAACGCUGUGAUGACUGUCGUAAAAGAAAUGGUCAAUAUGGUCGAGACUGAACACCGAGCUAAACUGGAGCAACUGAGUUCAAUGCAAGAACAACAAAAGAAUUUCGAUUUCGGUACCAAUAACAACAUUUCUAAUGGUUUGGACACAUCGCUGACAUCCAAACAAACGGAAGAAUUACAAGAUGUAUUCAAAAUGAAUAUUUCCGAUAAAAGUGUGAAAAAACAGGAAAGCAAGCCAUUGAAUUUACGUGAAAAACAAAGCUUAUCUAAACAAGGCGAGCUACACCAGCGUCUCCAGAUGGAGCCAGUAAUUAAUCCUACACCGAUCACUUCUUCUAAAUCGAAACCAGCUCCGAAAGACCUAACUUCGACUCUGAUAAAUAGUAAUCUGGAUGAAAUGAAGUUAAAUACAUCUCUAUCAUCGAAACCAUCGCCGAACAUCUCAUCGCUGCAAAUGUCUCCAAAUAUUCCGAAUAAUUUCAGCACUUUUCAUAAUUCCUAUCAACCGACGACGACGACGACGUACAUGGCCAAUUCGAUGUCCAAUUUCAAUAAUACCGCAUUUCCUGCGCAGAAUGUACCCAUAAAUUCAUCGGGGCUUAGUCCUGCAGCUUUUUUCAAUAACAACCUCGCCAAUAAUAAUAUAAAUUUAUCUCCCGCGCUUAGUAAUGUGAAAACUAAAGCGUCGGCUAAACCGUUAACAUCGUCGGAAAUUAAUGAUUUUUUGAAUUGAGUUUUCAGUGAUUACGAUAACAUAACGCGUGUUAUUAUGUAUUACUUAAUUAAGUGUUUCGUUUACCUAGUCAAUAAUCGUGGUUUUACUUCCAUUUUAUACCCCCGUCACAUUUUAAAAUUUUUCUUAUUAAGUCAACACGAGAGUGAAAGUUAUAUACUAGAUGAGCACAUUCGGUGCCGAUUACUUUUUUUACGUUAUCAGAUUCAAUCGAUACAUUUUGUAAAUAUUUAAUACGUUUUUAUUCAUUUUUUUUUUGUUAUUAAUGUUACCUUUUAUGAUUACGAUGAAUUAGGUACCUACAAAAUUAUCUUUGUUGGUAUUGUUUUGACCGCAAAAUGUACAAGUACCAAGAGUACGAAUUUGCUUUGGUUAAAGACGCUUCGUAUUACAAGAAUGCGAAGAUGAUCGUUGAUCUAUUGUAAACUACCUAUACAUAAACAUUCCAGUAACGCUUAAUAAACGUUUAUAUUUGUGUGUA